AUGGAAUAAUCAAGAACUGAAUAUUCAGUAUAAAUUACAGUGUGAAUUUCUGCCAAGAUUUGUGGCACUAUCUAGCUGUCUUUUUGCCGGCGUAAUUCUUUUGAUAGCGCCCUCCGUAUAGGCUGCCAUAUUUAACUUUUUGGCCCCUCCUUUAGCGUAGUUACUACUCUGGUGGAAGGCCUGAUAGUAAUUAGUAACUAAUACUUACCAUCUAGGAUAUCCAUGCUGGAUGGGAUGGCUGCCAGCUGAGGGGUCGUGAAGUAUAUUAAUGUUCGCAAUUCAUGCAUCUUCUCUGGAGGGUAUCAGCCGUGCUCAUAUGAUUAUACGUGUGCAGUAACAUAUUCGCCAAUACACAAACCCUGAUACGAAAUAGCACAUACAUUCGUGAGCAUGCCUACUCCAACCAUUCAAGUCUUGUGCAAACAGGACUUCACCCAGCAGCACAUCGUCUCCAUCCCUGAUACAGAGCCGCUCCCGCCACUAUCCCCAUCCUCAGUGCGUGUCAAGACAUACAUAUUUUCUCUCACAGCAAACAACGUAUCCUACGCAAAAGCGGGGCAUCUUUUUGGUUGGUGGGACGUCCACCCUCUACCUCCCUCGAUUCCCGAGCAAUUCAAAGACGCGGAGAAAUACGGCCGCAUCUCAGCGUGGGGAUACGGGGUCGUGAAAGAGAGCAACCGCGACGAUCUCCCGAUCGGAAGCCUCGUGUACGGCUAUCUACCCAUCGGAACGCUGCCCGUCGAUCUGGAACUAUCACCGUCCACCACCGUACCUGGCAAAUUUCAUGAAUCUAGCCCUGCCAGGGUGAAGCAGUUCCCCGUAUACAACGAGUACCUAACUCUAUCGCCAAGUCAAGCCUCCCUCCUGUCGGAUGAGCGCCGGGGUUGGGACGCCCUGCUGAGGAUUCCUUUCUCGGUAUCGCAUAGGCUCAACCGCUAUGUUUUUGCGUGGGACGAGGCCAAUCUAGCUCCACCAUCGACCUUGGAGCUCGGUCCCACUCCCCGUCCGCCAUGGACAAUGGAACAUGCGGACAUGAAAGAUGCCGUUGUUAUUCUGCUCGCUGCGUCUGGGAAGAAUGCAACGACGUUCGCUCACCAGUUGAAGUCUGCGCGGCCCGCGGGAUCGCGGCCGCGGAAAGUUAUAGCUGUCACGAGCCAGGCGUCCAAGGCAUUCGUGGAAGUCACUGGGUUCUAUGACUUAGUCUGCUUGUAUGGCGAUAUUAUACCUGGGCGCGUCCCUGAUGCCAUCACCGGUACCCUGGAUAAAGACACUAAAGUGAUUGUGUGUGACUUUGGGGGCCGGGGCUCAUGCUUCACAGAUUUGGUCACCGCAUUGAAACCACUGGCUAAAACCGUCCUCCCUAUCGGUAUCGGGUCAGAGCCAAAGGUAACUACGAAGGAAGAGGUACUUGAGAGGAUAUCACGCAGUAUGGCUAUUGGAAUGGUUCAAGUCAACGCGUCGGACGUUUUUGCGGAGGCGGCGAAGAAGGUAGGUAAGAAGGAAUUUGAAGACGAAUUCUCAAAAUGCUGGGGCGAAUUUCUUGAUGCUGGAGGGGUUCCUGGAUUGAAGAUGGAGGUUGGAGAAGGAAUGGAUGCUGUAGGCAAAGGGUGGGACAAGAUAUGUUCUGGUGAACUCGAGCCUGAAACUGGCUUGGUGUUCAAGGUCUAGUGGGAGUUUUCAUAAACGGAUAUGUAGGAGAUAGUACCAAGGUCCUGUUCCAUGUAGUUAUUAAGGUACCUAUUUCCUUCUGUGUAAGCUGGGGGAGGGAAAUCCGAUAGUAGAAUGACCUUUGGUUAUGGAAAUGUCGCAUCACUCUAGCAAUAUGACUCUCAUUUCAAAAUCUUCAACCUUUGGUAUUUAACAUUGUUAGGCACCAUAGCAUGAGGAGGUUCAGAUGCCUAGAGCCUUACCGACCUUUACAGGCACAGAGACACGAUUGCAUGAAUAUUGUUGAAUCGAGGCCGGUCAAUUAAUUAGCAGUAUAAAUAUUUCAACGACAGAAAUCAAUCUCAUAGCACCCUGCACCCAACCCAUAAAUGGCUUACCACCGCAGAGUUCGAAGCUUACCUAUUUUCUCGCAGAAACCCUUCUU
Molecule: messenger RNA, 2092 nt
Organism: Blastomyces gilchristii SLH14081
Lineage: Eukaryota; Fungi; Ascomycota; Eurotiomycetes; Onygenales; Ajellomycetaceae
Exons: 1
Coding region: 391-1668 (425 amino acids)
Source: RefSeq, a predicted model, not a curated record